AUGGCUGAAGUCCCGACCUUGCCCACGCCGAUUCCCAUAGCAAUCCCAGCAAAUCCCAAUGUCAUUCCAGGAAACACACUCCCGUCCGCUCCGGCCAGUCCGCCCACGCCAGCACCAAGCCCGACACCUAUGCAAAGAGAACCGGACUGGAGCACCGCUGAUCCGCGCGAAGAUAUUGGCGAAUUAGAUUUAGAAGAAGACGGAUAUGGAUUCGGAUAUCGGCACAUGCGCGCUGUGUUCGCAGAUAUGGACAAUGACGAACGUCAGCGCAUGCUCGCGGAGCUAUUGAACAUGUGCGACGGCAAACUGCUCGGCUUUGUUGCCAGUUUUGUGGGACCCCGCCUCAAGCGAGAUCCCUUUUCAGUUCUUCCCAACGAGUUGUGCUUACGCAUUCUCACUUUCAUUGGAGAUGCACGAUCUCUAGCGCGGAGUUCUCAGGUCAGCCGCCGUUGGAGGGAGCUUGUCAGCGACGACAUGGCGUGGAAGAGCCUUUGCGAGAGCCACGCCUACCGGAGGUUGUCAGAUGACGCGCCCUCGUCCUCAUCGCCCCGGCCGAUCCCCAUCCCCUCGAGCGCCGAUCAUAGACAAGGGCAGCAUCCCGCGCCAGAUUUGUCAAGCCGAACGAGUCUAAGUGCCGGAGCUCCAUUGCUCGCGCAUACUCUGUCAAAUCGAGCAGCACCAAGCACGCCGCGACCCUCUCAUCCCCAAAGUUACCGAAAGCAUUUCAAGCAGCGGUAUCAGGUCGAGACAGCAUGGCGGCACGGUGGGAAAGUGGAGACGAAGCAGAUCACGCCCGAGCAAGGCGUUGUCACAUCUUUGCAUUUAACCAAUAAAUAUAUCAUCGUUGCGCUCGACAACGCAAAGAUUCAUGUUUUCGAUCGUGAAGGACGCCAUCUGAGAUGUCUGCAAGGACACGUCAUGGGUGUCUGGGCUAUGGUCCCGCACGGCGAUACUCUCGUCAGCGGAGGCUGCGAUCGUGAUGUCCGCGUCUGGGACCUCACGACCGGAAUGGCACAGCAUAUGCUUCGUGGUCACACGAGCACGGUUCGCUGCUUGAAGAUGAGCGGUUCUAAUCUUGCCAUCUCGGGUUCUCGAGACACUACUCUUCGUGUUUGGGACAUCCGAAAGGGUGUCUGUCGACAUGUGCUGGUCGGCCAUCAAGCCAGCGUGCGGUGUUUGGAAGUCCAUGGUGAUCUUGUCGUGUCUGGAUCAUACGACACUUUCGCACGCAUCUGGUCAAUCAGCGAGGGCCGGUGUCUCCGAACGCUGGGAGGCCAUUUCAGCCAAAUCUACGCUGUUGCAUUUGACGGCCACCGAAUCGCUACCGGAUCACUAGACACAAGUGUGCGCGUAUGGGAUCCACGCGAUGGGCGUUGUCUUGCGCAGCUGCAAGGGCACACUUCGCUGGUUGGUCAGUUACAAUUGCGCAACGAUAUCCUCGUGACUGGUGGUAGCGACGGCGGUGUGAGGGUUUGGGACUUGAAGACAUAUUCGGCAAUUCACCGGCUUGCUGCACAUGACAACAGUGUGACCAGCCUUCAGUUUGACGAUACGCGCAUUGUCUCGGGAGGAUCUGAUGGUCGCGUCAAGGUUUGGGACCUACAGCGUGGUUGUCUUGUCCGAGAGCUAGGCUCCCCGGCGGAGGCUGUGUGGAGGGUGGUUUUCGAGCAGGAAAAGGCAGUGGUUCUCGCGAGUCGAGGACAGAAAACGAUAAUGGAAGUCUGGUCUUUCGCGCCACCACCAGAUUCG
Molecule: messenger RNA, 1749 nt
Organism: Dissoconium aciculare CBS 342.82
Lineage: Eukaryota; Fungi; Ascomycota; Dothideomycetes; Mycosphaerellales; Dissoconiaceae
Product: WD40 repeat-like protein
Exons: 3
Molecular function (GO): protein binding
Source: RefSeq, a predicted model, not a curated record